UAACUGGUCUAUGGAACACAGAAAUUCCCGGGCUCACGGAAUGGAAGGCAGAGACCGACGUGACAGGCAACCGCGACCCCCGACGAGAGAGACCUGGCUCGAUGACAGACAUGAGCAUGCCCACGGCCUGCCCCUCGGCAUUGAUGAUGAUGCACUCGACAGCAGACGUAUCGGCGGUGACAGUGACCGGCAGCAGGCGGCGACCGCCCCACGGGUAACGCUGCAGCGCGUGCGGGUGUUGCGCCAUGCCCGCCUCCGCGUCGUCGUCGCUCUCGGGCGAGUGCCGGAACUCUAUCUCCAUCUGCUCCGCACUGUGGUAGCUGCACGAGAAGGUCACCACCGAGCCGACGGGGCGGCGCACGCGCUGUGGCACUAGCUCCAUAAGGAGCCCGCCUGUACG
This is a messenger RNA of Schistocerca gregaria, 400 nucleotides long. RefSeq lists its product as uncharacterized. Lineage: Eukaryota; Metazoa; Arthropoda; Insecta; Orthoptera; Acrididae. The record is from RefSeq and is a predicted model, not a curated record. Bases 11 to 376 code for a protein of 121 amino acids. The transcript is spliced from 2 exons.